UAAACCUUAAAACAUGUGAUCUUAUUUCACGGUUGCAGUUACUAUAAAGAACACGAGGUUGUUUUGGUGUUUAUCCGUUGUUUUCGUGUUUAUUUUUGUUUUAAAUAUUUCUCCAACAGUCGAAAAAUGCCUUCGACUAACCCUUUACCUCCGAAAGAGAACUCACUGUUUAAAAGAAUUUUGAAAUGCUACGAGCACAAGCAGUAUAAAAACGGCCUCAAAUUCGCCAAACAAAUACUUGCGAAUUCAAAAUUCGCCGAACAUGGAGAAACCCUUGCUAUGAAAGGUCUGACACUAAAUUGUCUCGGACGCAAGGAAGAGGCAUACGAACACGUUCGAAGAGGAUUGAGAAAUGAUUUAAAAUCUCAUGUCUGCUGGCACGUUUAUGGUUUGCUUCAGAGGAGUGACAAAAAAUACGACGAAGCCAUAAAAUGCUACAGAAACGCUUUAAAAUGGGAAAAGGACAACAUCCAAAUUCUUCGGGACUUGUCUCUCCUUCAAAUUCAAAUGCGAGACUUAGAAGGAUAUCGGGACACAAGGUACCAGUUAUUCAUGCUAAGGCCGACCCAACGAGCUUCAUGGAUCAGUUUUGCCAUGGCUUAUCACUUACUUAAGGAUUAUGAGAUGGCUUUAAAAAUUUUGGAUUCAUUCAGGAAGACUCUUGUAUCGGGUUGUUAUGACUAUGAGCACAGUGAACUACUUUUGUACCAAAAUAUGGUAAUUCAAGAGUCAGGUGAUCUUGAGGGAGCUCUGAAGCACUUGACCGAAUGUGAGAGCCAGAUAUGUGAUAAAUUAUCUGUAGAAGAAACAUUUGCCCAACUAUAUUUAAUGCUUGAAAAAUAUGAAGAAGCUGAAGUGCAAAUACGCAAGCUCUUGGCGCAUAAUCCUGAAAAUACCGGCUAUUACAAUAUGUUGGGGAAAGCGUUGAAGCUUAAGACUGAUGAAGAGCAAAUAGAAUUAUUGCUAGAUCUUGUGGAAAAGAAUCCGAAAACACUAGUGCCUCGCCGACUGAUUUUGAACUAUGCCCAAGGUGAAGUUUUUCAAGUGUCUGUAGAUAAGUAUUUAAGAACCGGAUUGAGAAAAGGUGUUCCUCCUUUAUUUGUGGAUGUUAGAUCAUUGUAUAAAGACUGUAACAAAGCACAAAUAGUGGAGAACCUUGUCUUAGCUUACAAAGAUUCUUUGGAAAGGAUUUCGUUGUUUCCUACACGAUUGGAUGCAAACGAUGAUGUACCAGAACCUCCUUCCACCCUAUUGUGGACAUAUUACUUUUUAGCUCAACACUAUGACUUCUUCCGCCAAACUGAAAAGGCAUUAAAAUAUAUAAAUAUCGCCAUUGAGCACACACCUACGCUCAUAGAAUUGUUUGUUACCAAAGCGAGAAUUUAUAAGCACGCUGGUGAUGUGUUCAAGGCAUAUCAUUGGGUAGAUGAAGCUCAAGCUUUAGACACAGCAGAUAGAUACAUAAAUUCGAAAUGUGCUAAAUACAUGCUCAGGGCCAACUUAAUAAAGGAAGCCGAAGAAAUAUGUUCAAAAUUCACUAGGGAGGGAGUUUCAGCCAUGGAAAAUUUAAACGAAAUGCAGUGUAUGUGGUUUCAAACAGAAUGCGCAUUAGCAUAUCAAAGAUUAGAAAAUUGGGGUGAAGCAUUAAAAAAGUGUCAUGAAGUUGAACGACAUUUUUCUGAAAUUAUAGAGGACCAAUUCGACUUUCACACAUACUGUAUGAGAAAAAUGACAUUGCGUUCAUAUGUUGGUCUUUUGCGUUUGGAAGAUGUUUUGCGAGCUCAUCCUUUUUAUCAAAAAGCGGCUCAUUGUGCGAUCCAAGUCUACCUCCGAUUACAUGAUCAGCCCAUUAAGGAUCAAAAAAUUGAGGAACAGUUAAAAUUAGAAAACCUGGCUCCUAACGAACUCAAGAAACUCAGAAACAAGCAGAGGAAGGCUCGACGGAAGGCUGAAUUACAGCAAGCUGAAGCAACAGCAGCUGAAAAACGAGAACAGCACAGUAAAUCCAGCAAAUCAGAGCAAGAAACAGACUCAGUACCUCAGGAUGAACUCAUCCCCGAGAAGCUAGCCCGAGUCUCAGAUCCACUUGAUCAAGCAAUAAAAUUCUUAAAACCUCUACAGAACUUGGCUUCAGAAAAUGUUUACACUCACCUCAUCGCAUACGAAAUAUACUCUCGACGAGGAAAACCUUUGCUGAUGCUUCAAAGCGUAAAACGGGCUUACACGACUAGCAGCGCACAUCCGUUAGUACAUGAUGUCAUUAUAAGGUUCUGUCUCGAAAUGGAGAACUGGAAGAAAGAAGCUACUUUCCCAUCUGCAAUAUUUACUGUAAUAGAUAAAGUAAUGGAACCGAUAUUGAAGGGAAAAACCCCAAAAGAGCUGAAUAAGGAAUUUCUUGAUGAAAACAGCGAUAAACUUCUUUGUAGAUUACAAGGUGCUAGGGUUUUGUAUAUACUUGAUAAAACUAAACAAGCAGAAGCCAUAAGUAUAGCUACUACAUUAGAUGAUAGCAUUGAUUCAAAGGACAUCCAGACUUGUAUCGCUGUUCUACAAUCUCUGAUGCAAAAUGAUUUUGGACCGUGUAAGGAAGCUGUGGAUUCCUAUAGACAUAAAUGCCACAAACUUUUCCCUCUUGCUGCGACAUUUAUGCCUGCCGACCAGUCGGAUCAAGCUCUGUCCAAACCUAAAUUAGAAACACCCCAUCAGCCAGUCGGUGACGAAUUGAAAAAGCAACUUCUCGAACCACAGGAUUCCAACUGUCUUUCGUGCGAUUACAUCACUGAGGAUGGAAAGCACAGUGUUGUGGAGUGCGGAGAUUGUACUAAAGGUAUAGGUAAUUUAAAAAUAGAGGUGCAAGUAGUUAAGCAGAUCUCCGGAUCUGAUUCUAGUAGCGAAAAGUGUUUUACAAAGUGACCUGAAUGAUAAAGCAGUAUUUAUUCAAAGAAGGGAUGUAUAUUAUCAACUAUGAAUUGUCAGUAACUGCAACAAUCAUUUUGAAUUGGGCCACUUUUGUCAGGUUUAUGUUAAUUAUAUUACAAAAAAGAACUCUGCGUAUAACUACAUCAUUUAACUAUAUAAUGGCCGGAAAUUAAAUUUCUCUCUUUUGUGUUUCAUUUACUGUAAUUUAUAAUUUAUACAUAAAUGGUGUAUUCAUUGCCUUGUGGCCAUGCAUUAGGUAUUGCUAAAAGCAUUGAAUUAUCCAAUAAUAUGAUUUAUCUUAGGUUUAUGUGUGUAAUGAGUCAUAGUUCAGCAAAAGUAAGAUUUCUACAUUGUUUUAAAAACUGUCUAUUUCAAUGGAAUUGUAUCAGUUUCAAUUUUAAAUUUACAUUUUGAUUGUAAGAAAUUUGUUAAUUAUAUAUUAAUUAAUGUCUUGGAAAGUAACGAAUUUAACGACAUUAUUAGUUGGCCCUUGUGUAUUUUAUAAUCAAUAAAAAAAUGUUUAACUAAUUUUAUCUGUUGGAUAUAAUUAUGUUAUUGUUUUGCUUGAUCUGAUUUUUUUGUUUGUUUUUUUUUAAUAAAAAGGUAAUAUCGCCUCCGGGUUUAAUAUAAUUCGGUCCAAUCGGAUCAAUUAGUCAAAACAUAUUUUGUUCCACUCAUUUAUUAUCGGCCUCGGAUGUAUUAAAACAUUCUCCUUAAUGGAAAUAUGAAUUUAAAUGCUUAUGCAAUGCUGUUUCAAGGUUGAUAAGUGCAAUUACUAUAAAUUAGUGGUGUAAAAUGUCAUCGGAGAUUGAGAUACGUGGUCCAUUUAACUACCUGAAGUCAAUGCAAUAAAAUUUUAAAAAAUAAUCAUAGAAUAAGUGACAAGAUUAUGAAAUUCUGGUGUGUAGUUUUCUAUUGGACAGUUUGUUUUGAAACAAUUUAACUAAAUGUAGUUAAAAUUGUAUCAAAAAAAUUAUAUUUAUAAAAUUAAUUGGUUUCCUAAUGUGUCUAAUUCACUAAUGUAUGUAUUUAAUAUUUUUUAUUUUCACUACUCUAAAUCUAUCUCCCCCAAACAAAAAAGUAGGGGCAUUAUUCAUUAGAAACACUUAGUUUUUGACAAAAACUCAUUAUUUAGUGUUUAAAUACUUCUCAGAAUGUACUCAGAUAAGUUAAACAUUAUUUGAGUUCGUUAAAUUCUCAAUAUUCUUUGUCGAUGUGUCUAUGACA
Cimex lectularius (bed bug) is the source of this 4146-nucleotide messenger RNA. Its product is annotated as N-alpha-acetyltransferase 15, NatA auxiliary subunit-like. The coding region runs from base 127 to 2913 and encodes 928 amino acids. The transcript is spliced from 16 exons. Gene Ontology annotation, molecular function: protein-N-terminal amino-acid acetyltransferase activity; protein binding. Gene Ontology annotation, biological process: N-terminal peptidyl-methionine acetylation. The record is from RefSeq and is a predicted model, not a curated record. Gene Ontology annotation, cellular component: cytoplasm; NatA complex. NCBI's taxonomy places the organism in Eukaryota, Metazoa, Arthropoda, Insecta, Hemiptera, Cimicidae.